UGUUGAAUUGUAUAGGAGUGGCUUGCAAUUGACAAAAAAUUAAAAAUCAUGGAUCUUCAUCCUGUGUUGCUAGCUGGAGGACAGGCCUCUGGUCUAUAUCCACUAAACGAGGCGUAUCCUAAAGCAUUGCUACCAGUAGGAAACAAGCCACUACUCUAUUACCCGCUGAGACUACUGGAGAAAAAUAAUUUUAAAGAGGUGACCGUGAUCGUUAACUCGCGUGAUCUCAAAUCAAUCAAGCAAUCACUCGACGAGUAUCCCAGACUGGCUAGCAGUGAUAUUGAGUUCAACACUUUUGAGGUUCAUGAUUCUGAUGAGACGGGAUCAGCCGUGGCACUAUCAGCACUAAAGGCAUCAGGAAGAAUUAAAUCUGAUCUGUUAGUAUUAAGUUGUGAUGUGUUGUCAACAGUAUCGUUGAUCCAGUUAUGGGAGAAACAUGUAACACUGAGAUCAGCAGUGAGUCUCCUACUAGUGAAACCACUGCCUUCUAAUAAUAGCGAUGAGAGGCAAAAGACAUCAACACCUGCUUUUGGUGGUGCAGGUGAGAAAGAUUUGAUUGGUCUAACAGAAUCAGGUCAAGUUGUUUUCCAUUCGUCAUUGGCUGAUGUAGACGAUGAACUCAAAUUGAGCAAAAAAAUGUUACAAAGGACACCUCAUUUUAAGAUGCACUCCAAUCUGUUGGAUAGUCACGUGUACAUUGUGAGUAGGUGGGUUCUUGAUUAUAUGCAGGAGCACCUCAAGAAUGCUCUCUCUUUUAAAAGAGAAGUAUUACCUCAUCUGUUGAAGAACCAGGACUCAAAAAUUCUAUUACAGUUUUCUGAGAGAUUCCAUGACGAUAUUGACAAGUUGGCCUCGCAAUACUCCUCCUCUCCUGUCCCCUCCCCCACCCAGUGCCACGCCCACACAAUUAGUGGAGCUGAGCUAUGCACUAGAGUCAAUACUGUAUCACUGUAUAUGGAGGCCAAUAGGAUGAUAGGACAGCAUUCGUCAAGUUUCAUGUUGGACUCUGGAACAAGUGGACAAGGAAUAAAGUCAAGUGCAAUCAGUGGUGACUCAGUGGUUGAUGAGAGUACUCAGUUAUCAGAUAAAGUAUCAGUUAAGAGGUCAAUGAUAGGAAGACACUGUGUGAUUGGAGAGAAAGUGAAAGUCAUCAAUUCAGUAAUAAUGGAUCAUGUGGUCAUUGGAGAAAGUUGCACAAUUCAAAACUCAAUUUUAUGCAAUCAAGUCCGACUGGAGGAGAAGGCAACACUCAAAGACUGCACUGUAGGCCCACGCGUUACUAUUAAUAGCAAAGAGUAGCUAUUGCAUCAUUCACUC
Molecule: messenger RNA, 1317 nt
Organism: Amphimedon queenslandica
Lineage: Eukaryota; Metazoa; Porifera; Demospongiae; Haplosclerida; Niphatidae
Product: translation initiation factor eIF-2B subunit gamma-like
Exons: 9
Coding region: 49-1299 (416 amino acids)
Biological process (GO): cytoplasmic translational initiation; biosynthetic process
Cellular component (GO): eukaryotic translation initiation factor 2B complex; guanyl-nucleotide exchange factor complex
Molecular function (GO): translation initiation factor activity; guanyl-nucleotide exchange factor activity
Source: RefSeq, a predicted model, not a curated record